AUGGAGCUCGAUGACGGGUGGGAGCCGACCGCCGAGGAGCUCGAUUUCCUGGAGAGGGAGGCCAUCCGGAAGAUCAACGAGAGAAAGGCUUCGUCGGCCGCUGCGUCCACGUCCUGGCCUUCAUCUCCCUCUCCCGCUGCCGGAGUAUCUCCAUCUGCGUCGCCACUGGCCCCGCCGCAGCAUGAACAUUCGAGAGGUGACCUCCUUCCCACCGUAGGGGACUAUGGCCGGUCGCCGGCGAUGGUUAACCUGGGGGCCCGGUAUGAGCAGACCUCCCCGUUGAAGAAUGUCGGCCAGCGUCCGACGACAACCGACCGGAUACACCAGAGAAACACGGUUUGUUCGAUGGAUCUCUCUUUCUAUUUUUUGGUAACUUGUGCGGCUUUGUUCUCUGUUACUGGCAUGUUUUGGCCAACAAGAAAGAUGUGGCUAGGGCUUUUGUUGCCCGCUGACGGCCACGUCUCACAGUUUGUACAAGUUUAUUUUUCUCUGUUUCCUUCAGAAUGCAACGAGAAUGAGCCUUCUUACAUCACUGUUCCGUGGUUUGCCCUGUAGGACAUGCAAUUUGAUGCAGAGAUUUAUAUGCAUCCGGGAGAAAGAACGGUAGAAAGGAUUGACUGAUUGAUUAAGCCUUCUUGUAAUCAUCAGAUUAUUUAUUUCACAUGAAAUGGACUAACGAUACCCGUUAUCGUGAUUUUUGCAUCUGGGGACGGGGUAGGUGCGCCAGUCUACUGCCAUUCGUGUCAAUGGAGUGGUUGCUCAGAAGGAUGUAAAAUCUAUACCAAAACCACGGUAAAAAUACACCGAAAAUCACAGACAGAGAAUUGAUAAAUGGGCGAGAUCCUAUGUUCAUGUAUCUAUUUGAAGUUGCUCCGACUCUUGCAGCCUCACGCUGCAAAUGGUAGGGGGUUUAUUGCUUAUGUUUGCAUGAAGUUUCCCUAACUUCCACGGCUUUGUGAUGUGGUAUCUGAAAUGUAAAUUAUGAUCUAUUUUCAUGGGGGACGUCUGAUCUCCUCUUGAAAAUAAUUAUGAAAAAUAAUGACGAAUAAUUGGCCGGAAAUGGGAAUUUUUGCUUCGAUUGGGCAAUUCUAGAAUAAAUGUUCUUUUAUCAGCUUCAUCUGUAAGAGGAAAAGUGGGAGCUGCAUCUGACGCCUGAUGGUGGAUGGCAGAGGGCGGAGAGCAGAGGAGAAGAUAUAAGAGGAGUAAGGAACAAACUGGAAAAUUAGACUACUUUAUGGCCCGACUCAUCGAUGCUUGUUAUCAAAAUAGCACGGGUGUUAUUUGAUCAAAGGGUAACAGGAUGAUGUAAGAGUCUCUUCCCUCUGAGAGGAAAUGAUCGCAUAGCUUGAAAUUCUGGUUAACCUACCGGCAGAAUGAUCAAUGCCAAUGGUAGACACAGACUCGUGCAGGUCAAAAUAAGACAGAAGAGGCUCUGUUUAUUGUUUAUUUCAUUUUCCACAAUUUUUUUAGAUGGAUGAUUUUUAUGUGUAGGGUUUCACACCUGAGACACCGCAUGUGUAAUUGUAUAGAUCUCUUUGUGGACUACAUCUGAACUCCUAGUCAACAUAUAGACACCGCAUCAUUCCUUGUGUGCCCAUUCUCAUUGACGGAAGCUCCUCUGUGAAAUAGGUAUUGAUCACGAUUGGCAAAAAUCAUCCAAAACGCAACCAUAGACUGUGAAACUAAUUUUGCAUGCAAUCCUUUGGUUCAUUUAGAGACUGAGAAUUGUAACCUGAUAUUCAAAAGCCAAAAUCGCUCCAUAGAAUGGUGGUAACGAUUGGUUGCUUCUGGACCAGAUCUCUGCUUAGACCUAGCCCAGGUACGUACAACAUUCUGUUUCCUCAGCCAUUUUGUAUCCAUUCUAUUUCCUCACCCAUCUCCUUCUCAGCCACAAACCCUGCACUUCCAUCUCUCAUCGUGCUCCCUUCCCUUCCCUUGGCAGCUUCCUACCUUCUGCCCAUCCAGUUGCCGCACCUCCAUUCCUGCUACAGGUCCCACCUCUCCCUCUACCGUUAAUCCUUCCCAAGGCAUCCCUCACAUCCUGUGUCAACCUUCUCCUACGUACUCCCCCUGCUUGACAACCCCCCCAUGUUUCCCUCCCUUCAUGGUUCCCAUGCCUGGGACCGUCCGUGAUGACAAUCUCCCUGUGCCCUUUUUCCUGCCGGGUCAAUGGCCUAUUAUCUGGGGUUUUAAUUGAGUUUGAGCUAUGUCUGGGUCUCAUGAUAGGUUUGAUGUCUCAGGCCAGGCUUUAGGAUACCCCAAGUUUGAUCCACAGUGUAUUAUUAACCAAAACAUUCUUGAUUAACAUAUUUGAUCAAGAUACUUGAAUUUUUUGCAUGAUAAAAUAAAAUAUAAACUGUCUUCUAAUUCUUUGGUUAUGAACCAGGGAGGAGCACUUUUUCCUGCAGCCUCUCAAAGAUUGGAUAAAUCAAGAGAAACGGGUGAAGUUACUUCAUGUUCUUUUCAGGAUUCAUGUUUAUUUUCUUGUUGAUUUUUCAUUUAUUAUUUACCAAUUUGUUCUUUUGAAGUACAAGCUGCUCAUAUUUGGAAAUCGUUCAUUGCUAACCUAGUUUCACCUUCAACUUUCAUGGGAAUGAUACUUCAGGGAACCUUCCAAAACUGUCCCUCAAACUUUAUCUUCACGCCAGUGGUGAUAUAGCUGCGAAGUUUUCUUAUCACCAAGUACACAGUUACCCUUUUUUCGUGUAGUUUCAAUUUUCAUGGCAUAAUUUCCUUCACUCAAAAAUAUUUUUUACGCUUUCCAGAUACUUGUGGAAACUUUUCAUAAGAUUCCAAGAACUUGUUGGAAUGCAAAAGAAAGGUUGUUCCUUAUCAUCAGUAUCUUAAGUUAUUUUGGGUUCUAGUGUCUUGUUCUAUUGAUAGGAAAUAUUCUACAACAUGAAAUUAUCGUUGUAAUGUCCUCAGGUUAUGGAUGCUUCCAGCAUCAUCUCUAUCAGUAGCCGAAGAAGUCCUCAGCAGAAUUACUUGUGCAAAUGUUGAGGUAUGGUCAAACUCUUUAUUAAAUUACUCGUCUAUUCGUUUAUCAAAUUUAGCCACUUGCAUGAUAUGGCUUGAAUAUAAUAUUUUUAGUUUCUUCUCGUGUCUUUUUUGAUGUUUUGAGUGCAUAGUUUUUUGAGUAAUGGAUAGUAGGCUGAACCUUUGAAAUUUCUGUGAACUAGUUAUGGUGUGUCGAGAAACAAGACAUAAAGAACGCAAACAUGGAGGAGAAACUUCCUCUGUCCUCUGUUGCAGAGGGGGAGAAACAUUGGAAACCGCCCCACUCCUUCAUUUACCUUAAACGUCCCUUAAAUAGGGACGAAACCUACAUGCACUUUUCCAUAAUACCCUUAGUCCUUUACAAUAUUACCCUUACACCUUCUAUCAUGGUGUUGCUUUAUGAGACUGAGAAAGCAGAAGGUAAGAUGAGCUGGGGAUGAUGAAGGUGCUGACUGGAACUUGACACAAAAUUAUUGUAUACAAAUAAUUAAUUAUUUGUGAUAUCGAGGGGUAGUUUAGGUUUUCCUUUUUUCCCCACUUGAGGUUAGGCAUGAUAAUAACCAUUUCUUUGCCCAGCAACCAUGAUCAAGGGUAAAGAGUGAGAUUUUUUGUCAAUGACCCAGAUGAUGAGUGAGCCUGGUGGGUUAGAAGUCACCCUUACCUCUUUUCAGAGGAAGCGAUAAAAGAUGGCUAUGGUGGUCUCGAGACAUAGGGCCUCCUCGUGGAAUGCUUGAGUUUUUUGGUAAUCUUCUUACAUCUCUUUCCAAUGUUCUUGCAAAAAUAAAUGUGGAAGCUCAGGACCUAGGCUUUAUCUUUCUUCUUAUCACGGACUGUUGAGCAAAUCUCCUUUUUUGGGUCGAUGGCUUUUGAGAGAAGCAGUCUUUUCUAAAAUUAACUUGAGAAGUUUGUUCAAAAUAGGAAACCAUUUACCUUGCCCGAAGAAAAUUGCAGAAAUUGGCCCUUGAUCUUAUUUUUUCGUAAAAUCAACACCUUGACUCUUGAUCUUGUUCUUUUGCGUCAUUAUCAUGCACCAUGAAGAAUCUUAUUCCAUGAAAGUCAGCUGUGUUUCUAUUCCUCUGCGUUAGCCAGGAUUCUGGUUUUGAUAAAUAUCCUCUUGCAUAAAACGUCCAGUCACCUGGUCUUGAACUUUAUUCCUGUACUCGAAAAUAUCUCUCAUGUUCAAAUAACUCUCUCGUACCAAAUUUCUUCACUCCUUGAAAACCUAUGUUGUUCUAAAAACAUUGUUUUAUGAUGCUAUUUCUGAGGUUUUCUGGACCAUAAAUUGGCGACCAUAUAAAGAACCCAGUGAAUCAAUACAUCUUAGAGACUGUAGGAAUGAAUCUCUGCAGUUAGACCAUAUAAUUGCAACACCAAUAAUAGACAUGCCUGUUGAUCCAUAACCAGCUAUGGCUGGAAAUGACAUGAUCUCUAUGUCAGAAUGUCUCUCUUACAGAAAUCUCUGAUAUCAGAUUGUAUUUGGUUUUCUAGACGUGGACCAUUUCCGUUUACCUUCAAAUAAUUAAUGGUAUGCCCUUUAAAAUUUUACUGUGUCAUCCCAAUUAUCUGUUCCUUAAAUUCCAGAAAAACCCACGCAAAACAAUGUUUCAACUAUUUUUAAAGAGUAGCAACUGUCAGGCUCUAGGGUUUUGCACCUGAUCAUCAAAUGAUUCCAACUUCUCCGCUUAUCUCAAUACAAUCCCUUUGUUAAUUACUUUUGAGACCAAUUGACGCGGGAUGGUCUUCUUGUCAACUCGGUAAUAAAUUCUUUUCGUAUGGGCACACAAGAUACGCUCUAUAAUUUGUCAAUUCUUAAACAUCUCAUCUUCUCUCCAUCCUGCACCUGCAUCUGGCACACAAAACAGGUCGUCACUGGAAAUCACCAUGCCUUCUUGAUCACCCAUAGAUUCUCUGUGAUUGUUUCCUAAUCCCUCUGUUUAGUGUUUCCUGUCUUCCCUUUUUAUAGUGGACCAAGAUCCAUGGUCCUAAGAUCUAGGGUUCUUCUUUAUGGAAGCUUUCUCUGUUUUCCUCUGGCCUUUUUCUGCUUGGAUGCUUUGCACCUAUCUUCUCACUGACAGUUAGUAGCCGAGCACCUCCAUGUGAUUGGCGUCUUUUCCUAUGUUGCCCUAAAAGAUCCGUUUAUCCAUGUGCAUUAUCCAUUUAUAUUUAUCUUGAAUGAUGUUGUUUCCUUACAGGUGCAGAAGUUGGAUCCUUUGGUGCAUCGUGCCCUUCUUGCUGCAUCUGCUGUUCCGGAUCUUCAAGGUACAUCAUAUCUCUGCAGUGGCUUUAUUUACUCCUAUCUCAUGGUCUUUUGUCAAACUUCGACUUUUCAAUUUGUUAGUAAGUAAAAAUCUGGAAGUAGUGGUUUUCCAGAUUUUGUUUGCAUUUGGAAUCUGGCAUCAAUGUCUAUUUGUUUGGACUUUGGGAUGUGACACAAUAAUUAAAAAAUAAGUCUGGUCACUGGAUUGCCAUCAGUGGCAAUGUUUUUGGGCUGUCAUCCUCCUUUUAGGAAACAGUUAUGAUAGUAUUGUAAUAAAAUAGGGGAAUCUAAACAAGUAAAAAGGUUCUUGGUCUUUCUGUCUUGUUCGUAUUAUCAAAAAUAGAAGGAAGAAAGGCUUUAUUUCUUUCAUAUAAAAGUGUCUACAAGAAUGGAAGUAUUGAUGAAUCGACACCAGUUCAAUUCGAUUUUUCUAAUCAUAUCAGUGAGAAAAUGCAUAAUAAGAGCAUCCCUUUCACAAAAACCUAAGGAACCCCCCCUCCAGCCACAUCAGCAGCCAGUGAAACCGUAGCUAUUAUAGCGUAGACUGCUCAUUUUUCCUAAAUCAGAUUCAACCAAACCCCUGUGUCUGUGAAGAGGGGUCUUCUUUGUCUGUUUUGCAUGUAGCACUCUGGUCCAAGGCUGGCCAAUGUAAAACCUUACUAUUAAGUAUAUUCCACUCAUUGCUAAUUAAGUUUGAAUUUGACAACCUGAUUAUAUACCGUAUUAUCCGUGUUUCAGGUAGUAUUCUUGGAUUGCAUUUAAUGUUUCCAUUAUCCAUGCGAAAAAAUGUAAACAAGUUUGGUAUCUACAUGAUGGAGAGUUAGUGGAGGCUGUCAUGGUGUAUUUGUUUUAAUCUCUACUUCGAUGAGUGGUUGAAUUUUUCUUUCCUACUUUUCUUUGGUUAUUUUGAAUUUCUCUUUGUUGGUGCUCGAACCAUGCCUGACCAAGAAUGGAUUUAUUUUUAUACAUUCCUCGUAUUUUUUAUUGCACAUGCACAUAACCUUUAUAUUGUACAUUUUAUGGACUUAGAAAUGUUUUGGGAAGGUUUAUAUGACAGGAUGCCCAGCUUCAUCGAAUCAAAGCUUCUACCCUUUCAACGAGAUGGUGUCAGGUAUAAGCUACAGCCCUUUUUCAAAAUCAGAUAGCUCUGUUGUUUUGGGGAAGCAUGAUGCAUAAAAUUUAUGUAUUCUGUUUUUGCAUCGUAUGCAGGAGUUUCUUCCUGGGGUUUCCUUAGUAAAUAAUAUUUCAUGGAUUUUUUUUCAUUGGUGAGAAUAUUGACUGAAUGAUAGUCUGUCUGUGAACUACUUCCAGGAGCAUUCACUUUGACUUUUUAAGCCUAUAAUUUUCCAAAAUACCCACAAAUCAGCCGGCUUCUGAUCAACUCAUUUCCAGGAUACAAAUCAGGCUGUAAUUUUGCUUUGGUAUAACUCACUUUGAUAUCUUGGUAGUUUUGUCUGCAUAAAUAAUUCGUGUCGCUUGAGAAGAUCUAAAUACCAUGAAUUUUCUUGCACCGGAUGGAUAUUAUUAGGAUGGUGUGUUUUUUUGGGAAUUAUUCAUUGAUGUUUGAUCGUAAUUCGUAUUUGUUCAUAGGCUUUGUUUCCGAUUUCUAAUGAACAAUGGUGUCCAGUUGGAAAGAAUUAUCUUUAUGAAUUUUGUUUCAUUUGCUUGCUUUCUUGUCUUUCUUCUAGGAUAGAUUAUUCUCUUUCGUUCACUACUUCUCACUGGAAUCUAGCGGAAAAAAAAUUGGCCUUAUCUUAGUGUGUAAUAUUGCAUUCCUUUUGCUCCUGGAAGUUUUCCCAUUCCAUAUAUUCCUUUUAGAAUAGCCCAUUUGUUAUUAUACUUCGCUGUAUCAUGGUUGUGAGAUUCAUACAAAUUGAUGUUCAUGCAUCUCACGCAUAUCAGACGUUGACAUGUUCACAUGAUUGCCGAUUUAAUAUAUCAAAAAACAUUUCAUAAUUCAUCUCAUUUCUCAGUUCGCCAAGUAGGCGACCGAAAUACUGAAAAACAAUACUAAUCAAACAAAAGGUCUAGGAAAUCAAAAAUGAGUUUUAUAGUGCGGAUUAUCCUCAGUACUUCAGCUCUAGUUGUCUGUAAUAUUGUGACUUUUAGUGAAAUUUUUGGGUUUUUGUGUACAUCGAGUUAAGCAUCAUCAGGUUCAAAAGAAAUUAUCUUGAUUUUAGGGAACCAUUUCUAUAUUUUCUGCUUGUAUAUGUUGACCUAGACUAGAAAGUCUUGACUAGUCAUUUUAUGUAUAUAUGCAUGUUUACUCUUGGCGCUGUUUCUUUUAUUAAGUUACCAAAAGUUCACUUAUUUUUAUUUUAGGUUUCUACUUCGUCACGGAGGCCGGGUACUGCUUGCUGAUGAGAUGGGUCUUGGAAAGACUCUUCAGGUACUGAUUUUCUACCUUUCAAACCUUUUACAGCUCCAAUUUCUGGAUCUAUUUUAGAAGUUAUUGUCAUGGAUUACGAUUACCCAGAUGACGCAAUAUUUUUGUUUCUGUAUAUAUACUUGGAUAGAUGUUCACUGCACUUUUGCUAUAUUUCACUGAUAUUUCAGUGUUUGGGUUCGCUGCAUAAACAAUACUCUUGUAUGAAUAGUAGUAAAUAUUAACCCGUUUUCAUUUAAAUGGCAUUAAUUUACACUAAAAGUUGGAUAUACAGAUAAGAGUAUUUUUUUGUUUGAUUAGAGGUGCUUUGGUCUAGAAUAUUCCUUUAUAAGUAAACGAAAUAAGAGGUCAGGGAAAUCGUUGAAUGUCAAUUUAUUUAGUGUGUUAUAAGUAAUUGUUCCUUAGUCACAUCCAAUUUAUGUGUGGCUAAAAAGGAUUACAGUAGGUAUUUACCAGCAUAGUUACUCAAACAAGAGGAACUAGACGCAUACAAAUGCAUUUGCAGUAACGGUUGUGUUAUUAUCUUAUGCCGUCAGUGGUUUAAUGGAUAUAGUGACGAGCUUGGAGGAUUGUAUAAUCAGGAAGUCUUCUGAUUUUGAUUUUAUUUUGAUCAUUCUAGGGGAUUAUAUGCAUUUUUUUCUUGUUGAUUUUUAUAAUAUCCACGAGCUUUUGUCAUGUAUAUUUCUAAAAGAUGGAUAUCAUCAAAUAUUAUCAAAGAUACUGGCUUAUAAGGGCAUCAUGUCAAAUUUCCAGAGGAUAUCCCUAGAGAAUAUGAUCCAUUGGUGGAAUAGCUUUUACAAUGUCGCCUAAGAAUAGAAUAUCAUAUGUUCAGAAUGGGGAUGUUGGUGGGAUGGAGAAACUUUAUGUUUUGGUGACAAUGACCUCUUUAUGAUCUUGUUUUAGUUACAAUCAUAGGUUCUUUUCUAGUUCUAGAAUGAGUGAUAUUCCCUCUUUCCUGUUCAUAUUUGGGAGUUAUCCAGUCUUCCUAAAGUCUAGCGGCCACAGAUUAAUGAGAUGUGUGAUAGAAAUGGUUCUUUGCCAAUCUAUUCUCCUGACAGAUCAAAUCAUUUUACCAUUGACGGAAUCUGUCCUGGGCCAUUCAAAUGUUUUCCAAACUUUGGAUUUUCUUUGCUGAUAGCAUGAAGUAUUGUUAUUAUUAUUUUUGCGCAGAUUGCAAGCCUAUUUUUGUGCAGAUUUUGUUAAUGGAGUUGUUUGGGCUGUGUUUGGCAACUUACAGAAAAUCUGCUGAAGCAAAACUUUUUUCGUUUUGAACUAUGGUGAAAUGUGAAUAUUCACCAGGAUAUAAAUACACACCGCUGCACAGCUAUUAACACCGUUGUUCAAUCUCCUGGUGAAGUUCCUAUAUGCUGCAACCCUACUAGAUGAUGGGACUAGUUUCAACAUUCUGAACAUGCGUGGGCUACAAAAUAUUUUCCAUUGUAGGAAGUUCAUUUGUUAUGUUAUAAUAUAUAACAGUCUUCAUCAAGCCUUUAACAUUAUAGCAACAUUGUUACAUUAUUCGUUGCAGGCUAUUGCUUUUACAGCCUGCAUUCGUGAAUCUUGGCCAGUUCUUGUCUUGACUCCCUCUUCAUUGCGUUUACAUUGGGCAUCAGUAAGGUUUUUGAUAAGUAUUUUUUUUUUUCAUGUGCUUAGUUGGUGUUGCUUGUAUUCGUUUAGAUCUUACAUGUAAUGAUGCCUAUUAAUAUAUAUUUUUUCUAUCAGACGAUUCAGCAUUGGCUCAGCAUUCCUCCAUCAGAUAUACUGGCAUGUUUUCUAAACUUUCUGCUGCGAGUUCUUAUUUUAGGAUCUGAUAUUUUCAGUACAGAACAUGGCAUUCAUGAGCUGCAUUAGAUAUCUUUUUUACCUUUGAUACAUGUAUCUUCAUUGCAUUUACCGAUCACAGUGCAAGUUAAUCUAUGAUGUGCUGUCUAGUUGGAAACUUUUGACGCAUGUAAACUCUGGUGCAGUCCUGUAGACGCAUAGUGGGUACAGAAAAUGAGGUGAAGGGGGGUUGAUUUUAGUGUGAUCAGCAGUAUCUUCUUAUCACAUCACGUCAUGUCACGGCAUCAAUUUAUCUUCUUAUCACUUCUUAUGAAACAAGUUGGUUGGGAAGGGGGGGGGGGUGGCUUGCUCAGAAGGGAAUCAAGUUGCCGUGGAUAGACCUUUAGGAUGUACUACACAAGCCUUUAGGAUGUGACCAGAGCCAGUUCAGGCAGUGUCAACCUGCCUGGUGUCAUCUUAUUGUGUGGCGAGAGGUGGAAUAUAGUUCGAUUCUAAGGAAUUUUGGAAGAAUGAAAGAGAUAUAGCCUUGAGAAUGGGCUCAAGGAAAUACAGCUAUAACCCUAUUAUUUACAGCCAGGGGUAGCUUGAGAUGAGGGACAACGGAGGAAAAAAGAUGAUAAAAAGGCAUACAGCUGGCCCUCCCAGAUUCAUGGAUCCUAACAAACCAGAGCAAUUUCUGCCCAUUUUCUCGAGCUGAGCAUCAUUAUUAGCUAUUGUCCACUUAGUUAUCAUUUCGUCAAAUUGGAGAGGGCAAAUGUCAAAGAAAGUUAGUUCAUUGAGUCAACAUUCUAUGAGAGUUUCACAUUCUAAAAAUACGAAGUACUUAUUGUACGAAAUCUAGGGAAACGUUUUUCAUCUUGCCAUUUUAGAAAGUACGGGUAAUACACUAUGAACUUCAAGAAUUUUGACCAGUCCCAGAAAGUGAUUUUCCUCUUGAAAGAAAACUCGGUGAGAAAACAGGAGAAGAGGAGUUUUAUGCCUGCCUAGCUCCUUUUUUCCUUCUCCCUAGCCCGAGUCUUCCAUGAUAAAUCUCAGAACCUUAAAACAGAGUCAACUGGAUUUAUUUUUCACUUCUAUGUCAAUUCGGGUUCGUAGAUGUUACUUAAAUUUUAAGCCUGUGGCUUUAUAUCUUUUUUCCUUUUGAGAGAAACUUUGGAGAUAGGGGAGUAUCUGCAGUAGAACUGUGCCAUUGGAUGGUCUUGCAUUGCCAUGUAAAAUAGCAUUGAUAUCCUGAGUACUUGCAAAUCGACCACCAGCGAAACUAUGAUUAGCUUCUUACAUGAAUCUGCUAUCUCGUAAAAAGAAAGUCAUCGAUGCCUUACAUCCAGUUAAAACAUUUCUUCUACUUGCUAUAUUCUCUGCAUCUAUUUGGAGUCUUAUUUUUAUUUAGUAUUUGAUAGUAUCGCCAUCAUAAUCAUGAUUUUAACAGCCCUAAAUCCUCCUAACUUAUCAGGUUGUCUUGCCUCGAUCAGGAGGAUCGAAUCGGGGAGGGUAUGAUGUACAAUACACGAGUGGUAAGGCAUCUGUUCGUCUUGAUGGUGUGUUCAACAUCGUUUCCUAUGACACUGCUCAAAAGCUACAAGAUGUACUUCUGGAGACACAGUUCAAGGUGAAUGAAAAUAUAGUUUGACAAUUUAUAAUGCAAGUCAUCUCUUUACCUAUCUUUGACGGGCUUGGGAAUACUUCCGUGUAGUAUUAGAAUUUCUUUUGUGGUUCAAUCUCUGAAUCAUCAAUACCUUUUCUUUUGGUGGAGCAAUGUUCUGGUUUUUGGCUCUCUUUGUGAAAGGUUUUCAUUUUGUGAUACUUUUACAUACAAAUUAUUUCAGUAUCGUGAGUGAGUGCACUUUUAUCCAUUGCUAAUUGAUUUGGGUGCUUUAUGGAACACCUCUCAAAAAAUUGCACAAUCUUUAUAGCUGUUCUUGUUGGGACGCGCAUUGUUUUUCCCUCAUCUCAUUUCCUAUUUGUAGGCAAUUACUUUAUGGUUAUGGCAGUUGGUUCUUUUCUUGUGUUACAGCUUGUUUUCCUUACUUUUCGGAGUUCUUCUGGGAGGUAGGGGGAUUGAUUUGUGGUUGAGCCAAAGCUAGUUUGAGUCAGCUUUUUUCUUUAUUGGUUUAGCUCUUGGUUGCGCUGAACAAAGGGCUAAACUUCUUGGUUUGGCUGUCCCAAGUUGGUCAUGCCAUAUAUGUGGAUUGGCUUCCCCUUACGCUGAUAGAGCCCUGAGGAUAUUUAUGGAGGGCAGCAGGCUACAAUUUAAUUAGACAGAGGUAGCAGCUUCACCACAAAUAACUGGCAGAAUUCUUGCAUCAAAUCUCAUUUUUUCUCUAUCCUAGCAUGAACACGCAAACAAACAGUGAUUAAAAAAUUAGUAUCGAAUAAAAAAAAAAAAAUCCUACUGAACUUCUGUUGAGGGAUGUUGAUUGAAAUUAUCCCGAGUUCAGGGUCAAAGCUCAACGCUGUGGAGUUGUAGUAACUCUUACAAUAAUGUGUUAGUUGUACCUAUUUCUCCUAAUUCUCUCUUAACAUAUAGUCCACAAACUUGCUGAUAAAAGGAUUUGACCCUUUGAUUAUCUCCACAAUUUUUUUCAUACCACGAUCGUUAUCCACGUCUCCUAAACCCUGAAUAUUCAUCAAUUUUAUUUGAGUAAUUACGAAGCUUCCAUGAAGAUCCUCGGUUAAUGUUUCUUUGUGUUUAGAUUCCAGAUAUUUCCCUUAGGCAACAAAGAAACUAAAAUCUAUUGGUCUCAUAGUGAUUAUUUUGGCCGAAAUAGAAAGUGAGGCAUCUAGUGGGACAUUAUUUAUUAUUUCUGGUUUAAAUGCUUAUUUUCGUAAAAAUAUUUUUGAAAAAGGAAAAAGAAGAUGAAAUAAUGAAGCAUCUGAAGUUUCCCCUUUUAGAGGUUUUGUCUAUCGAUCCUAAAAUUAUAUUUGUAUUGGUAUUCAUUAAGCAUAUGAUUAUUUAUACACACAAUUUUGCCUUGCUUUUUUUUGUUUCAUUAAAAUAAUUCCAGAGAUAUAGUUGUGACAUUAUGAGUACUCAUAGGUGCCUUGAAGUUCCAGAUCUUUUGUUCAUGGACAUGGAUUCUCUUCACUGAUUCGGACUCAAUCGUGGAUAUGCAGAGACUUGAAAAUUAUCCAUCAGCAUUUGGAGGGGGUUAUACUAAUGCUCAUAUCAGUUUAUAUGUAACGGUUUAUACUUUGUGCAUGCUCCUAUGAUUGCUCGAAUUAUUCAUAGAAAUUAGAUGUAACACCAGCACUAUUGGCAGAUGCUUCUAGUCUGAUUUUAGGGACGUGGAGGUUGAUAUCAAGUGUCAACAUGGACAUGGUUGUAUGGCAUAUAGUUGAGGAUUAUUGAUGAUGACAUAGAAAGGGAAUUGAGUAAUCAUUUGAAUGUUGCUCAAAAGUAGCAAAUGCUGGGUGAUUUUCUGUUUAAAUACAUGAAUAGUAUUUUCUGCAUAAGUUAGUGUAAUGAAUGUUUGUUCAGAUUGUGAUUGCAGACGAGUCACAUUUUUUGAAGAACGCACAAGCGAAGAGAACAAGUGCUUCACUUCCUGUUAUACAGGUCUACCAUCACACGCCUUCUACAUAUAUGUUACUGAAAUGUUUUUGUUACUUUAUUGUGACAUGCAUAAUUAACUUUAGUCAAAACAUUCUACUAGGACUUCUCAGUUUUAACAAAAAACACCUUUUGCCUGUGUGAAACCCUGAUCAUCAAUUACUACAGUGUUGAUCUUUGCAUGCUUACUACCAUGUGGUGCCUAACGUCUUGGUUUAGCAUGCUUUUUACCUUAUAUGUAUUUGUAUUAAUGUCACAUGCUGUCCGCUGAAUAAAAAUAAAAGUUUAGUGGUGCAGGAGCAAUCGAAAAUCAUUUGAAGUCAUCAUUUUCUUAUCUGAUCACAGUUUUUAUAGAAGAUGGCAACGAACUAGGGUUCACAAAAGAAGGAAUGUCGUUCUCCCAACCUGAGGUGUCAUAAAAUAUCUAGUGUUUCCUAAUGUACCAAUGUGACACGCUGUUCUGAAAGUGAACUUAUUUACCUUUUUCCCAGUUCUGUCGAAGAGUGCUUCUAUCCAUGAUAGAGAUGUUUUUGCCAGUAUGCUAAACAGAUAUUCUGGUUUCCGAAUCUCUUCCUCCAUCGCCGAUGAAUGAGACCAUAUUCCAAAAAGUGUUCCCCAUGCCUUUUCAGUUUCUAUAACUUACCUAACAACAUCAAGGUUAAAAUCUCUGAUGCUGACGCCAAGAAUCCCAUUCCUUCUGUUUCUGUUUUCUUUUUGGUUGGUUUCAUGUUAUUCUCUAUGCCUCCGUCUACUUGUGUACUGGAAAAAUCUAUCUUGUCUUGAUUCUACCCUAUUUUCCAGUCUUCGGUUUGGUUAAUUGCACCUCAGUAGCCCCUCCCCUUGCAUCUCUCUCUCUCUUUCACUCACUCACUCACACACACACCCCCGAGCGCAUGUGCUCGCACAUGUACAUGCAUAUGCAUACUCUGACAAUUGUUUUUUAGAUGACCAUUAUAAACCUCUCUCAUUCUCAUAAUCUAGCAGUUUUUCUUAUGGAUAACAAUUCAAUUUUCUCUUGUUCUUGAGAAUAAUGUGUAUCAUUCUUCAGACCACUAUUACUCUCUCUCUCUCUCUCUCUCUUACACGCACAGAGCAAUAAUGGCACAAUUGAUCAGGCAUUAGGCAUUUUAUUUUUCCUAAAGAGUUGGAUUUCUCACAUCUUAUCUUUAUUUUAGAGAGCUACAUAUGCAAUUUUGCUUUCUGGGACUCCUGCUUUAUCUCGACCAAUCGAACUCUUCAAGCAGGUGCCUCCCUGAAUGUUUAUCUUUGCCUACCAGUAAAGCAUUGCAUCCUCUUUUCCCCUGAUACAAUCUGAUUUGCAGCUACAAGCAUUGUAUCCAGAUGUGUACAAGAAUGUCCAUGAAUAUGGAAAUCGGUACUGUCAGGGUGUAAGUAGAUCAUUCCUCUUAUUGUUGUACUUUCCAUGCUGUCGUAUCUUCUAUCCUGGUUAAUUGUAACUUGGCUUUGUAAACAAAUAAUUCCAGAGUUUGUUUGGCAUGUAUCAAGGAGCAUGCAACCACGAGGAACUGCACAAUUUAAUGAAAUCAACUGUGAUGAUUCGCAGGCUCAAGAAAGAUGUGCUCACUGAACUUCCUUCAAAGCGUAGGCAGCAAGUAAUGCUUACUAUUUACAUCAAGUAAUUCUUACUAUUGUACUUCAAAACGCCAACAUAAGGCAUGAUGUUUUGUAUUAUCUAUUAUUUCGUUCUUGAAUGUUAAUUUUUGUUCAUUGACACCCCUAUAUAAUUUCUACAAAUUCCUUUUGACUGUUUUCUUGCACUUCCUGUUUUAUAUAGUGUCAGGGUUUUUUUUAUUCUAGUUACAUAUUGUGCCUCAUUGCCAUAAUUGAUGGAUGGAUCAUCGUGCCACAAUUCUUUUAUGCAACACAUUUCGUUGGUUUCCCUAGAAAUGACCUUGUUAUAGAAGAUUAGUUUGUCCUUCUCUUUUGUGAAUUGCCUGAUUUGAAUUUUGCAACUUUAGAUAUGUAAAAAUCAACUGGUUGAUACACCAGUUUCGUGCUUCAAUUUUGUCUGUGCGUCCAUUUAUCAGGGUCACCACCCUCAGUUAUGGCAUGGGAAGUGAAGGGGACCUCUCAUGGCUGCUCUCUUUCUGUGUUUCUGCCUGAUUUCAUGGACUGUUUUCCGUUUUCUCCUCACAUUUUUGGAGAAACAGAUAGAGAGUUUUCGUUACGUUUAAGGCUUUGAAAUGUUCAUUGGCAACGGUUGGUACUUUGCCAAGGACUUUGACUGCAAUGCAUUAAAUGUGAUGUAAUAUUUGUUUAUCUUUCUUCGUUGUCUUAAAUAAGAAAAGUGUGCUGACGAACAUGCCAGAAGAUCUAUCAAAUGUUUCAAGCUACAUUUUGAUCCUAUUUUCAAAUCUUUCACCUGGCUUUCCACUUGAAGCAGGCUUACUGUAAGUCAGUGAUGUACCUCUCCGUUGAAAAUUAUUAUGUUCUCAUAGAGCAAUCUGAAUGCAUUCUGCACCCUAAGAACUUUCUAACACCUAAUGUACACCUUUAACAUUCGCAUCGCUCGAUUUACUUAUCCUGAUUGUAUCAUCAUAUGGGUGUGUUGAAUUUGCAUCAAAGUGACUACCUUUUUCCACUUUGCCUAGGUCUUUCUGGAAUUAGAAGAAAAAGAUCUGAAACGGGUUCGUGCACUGUUCUGUGAGGUAGGUCAAAUAUGUUACUCAAAUGGUUUGUCUAGGGCAUCCAAAAUUCCUCUGAGCAUUAUUAUAUCUCUGGAAGUAAUAGUCUGUACCUUUGAAUUCUGCUGUGGUCUUACACGCUUUGGGACUCCCUUGUUCUCUUUUUUUCAAAUCGUUCUUUCAUUAUGGAAAGUGAAUUUUUGAGGAUGAAUAAUGAUUCUGCUAAACAAAAUUUUAAGAGUACUUCAAUUUCAUCAUAUCUUGGGCGCAUCAUACAUGUAUUAUGUGCUCUAUAUUUAGACUUUUAAGAGCACAUUUCCAUCAUGGUCGAAGAAUAUUAAAAUCAGGGAAAAUCCUCUUCCUUUGGUCUUCUACCUUUUUACUUCAAAAUUUUAGUAAACGUUCCUGGUAGGUAAGGUGUUAUCCUUGAGCGCAUAUCAAGGGGAUAUAGCUUACUCUUUCGAACUUCCUGAAUUCAGUAUUUAUCGUGUGACUUUUAAGAGGAUACUUCUUAUUCUGCAGUUGGAAAUAAUUAAAAGAAAUAUCAAGGAGUCUGACUCUCCAGAAGUGACUGAAUCACUGAAAAUCUCACAAAGGAACACUAUCAAUAAGGUAUUCCUACCAACUUCAUCUGUGUUUUUCAGGUAAACUAACAAAUGAAUUCGAUCUUUUCCCCUUCUCGUCUCUAAUUUUUUAUUGUAUCGCAGUUAAUGUGAAUUGCCACAGUAUCACGAUUCUACAUGAAGUAUAAGCAGAUGCUACUUUCCAAUAUCUUUCUUUAUUCCUCUCAUUUUCGUGCCAGCUAGAUAUAGCGAGUGAAGUGCAACAUUGAAGGAAACCAAUUUACCAACCUCCCUUGGUUCAACACGCAUCUCUUAAUGCUACCUAUUAUAGGGAAUGAAUAUUAAGACAGAAUCAAAAGUUCAACAAAAAUAUGGAUUUGGAGAAGAAGUAAGAUAUAAAUGCCCAAAAAACAUGAUAAAUGUUUCGGUGACCAUCCUUUUGGUAGUUGUCAUCGUCAGAUUGCUACCGCAUUUGUUAUUGUUUACAUAAGCCGAGGUUUGAGGUUCUCCAUCAUAAAUCCGUAUACCAUAUUAUACGCAUUCCUUGCCAUCUUUCUUAACCUCCUAACAGCUACAUGUUUAUGCAUUACAUGCUUCUUGAUGUAAUAUUUUCCCUUGCGAUGGAAAUGAUGAUACUACUUGGAAGCGAUGGAUCUUCAUUUUCAUUAUCUUGACCUGAAAUUAAAAUCAUUUUAUGACAUUUUAUUUUUUUGUUCAACUGCAGAUAUAUAACGAUUCAGCUGAAGCCAAGAUCCCGGCAGUCAUUGACUACUUGAGCACUGUCAUUGAGGUAAAGUACUUUUAGGUUAUUUAUUUGCUUUCCAAAUUUGGUUUUGUUGUUUCAUUUUUUUCCUUUAUUGAAUGAAAAAAUUGAGUCAAAUUGAAGUUAAACUAUAAUAAACUUUCCAUUUGCUGCUGUUGGAAUAGACCAGAAUAUGAUACGUUCUUCGAAAACAUGUUCUACUUACUUUUUUCAUGUCACCAACAAGGUAAAUAUACUGCCCGUGAUCCAGUACACUCCAUCGCCGAGAAGGACGAUAUUAUUUAAAUCUGCACUGAGAUUUUUGUGCUUGGUUUGCUGAUUAGCUGGUUGUUUGUUGUUUGGAUAUGACUAUACUUUAUCCAAAACCUGGCAAAAGGCCCAUAUGCUGUUUAGUUUAAUAUGAUGAAUGUGAUAUCUUUUUAUGUAUGGAGAUUCAUUGGAUAUUUGUUCAACGCUUUUGCAGGCAGACUGUAAAUUCUUGAUAUUUGCAUAUCAUCAUCCAAUGCUUGAUGCAAUACACAAAUUUCUUCUUGUAAGUUAAUAAUCUUUCCCAUGUUUCCCUUAUGUUUCUCCAUUUUAAUGUUUAGUUUCCUAAUGCAUCCAGAAAAAGAAAGUGGGAUGUAUACGCAUUGAUGGCAGCACACCUUCGUCAACUAGGCAAGAGCUAGUCUCACAGUUUCAGGAGAAGGAUGAUAUCAAGGCUGCUGUUGUAUGAUGCCUCCACCUCAAAACUGAUAAUCCUUUUGUUUUUUCAACACAGUAAUAUGGUUAUUAGUCUUUAGACUCUUAGCUCUGAAUGACAUUUAUUCCGAGGAUCUAUCGGAGAGCUUUAGUACCCGGACUGGAGGUUGGUUCAAUCUCGUGAUUUUCUAGUUGGCGUCAGUGUGAUCCACCUGGUCACCUGAUAUUAUUUCUAAAUAAGCAGCUCCUCUUGUCCAUGAUGCGGGAAGAAUUACAUCGAUAAGUACAAAUAUAUUCCUUGCCAAACAACAGUUGCAGUGCUUGUGGAUCAAUGCGUAUUUGGUUUCAGCGUCCUCUCUGGACCUUAAGACACUUGCCUUGGCAUUACGCAUCAUAUUGUGCGGGGGUUUUCUAUUAUUCACUUCUUUCGUCCUAAACCAAGGAGCAUGCUACCGUUUUUGUGCAGCUUUCCAUUAAAGCUGCUGGGUUCGGGUUGACUUUGACGGCUGCAAGCACAGUCAUCUUUUCUGAGCUGUCCUGGACUCCGGGUGAUAUAAUCCAGGCAGAAGACCGUGCUUACAGGAUUGGACAGGUAAAUGUCGUGAACUCCAAGAUUUUUCACUCUCAUAUUUAUUUACAGAUAUGUGCAUAUAUAUGAUCUUUGGGGCAUGGACCUGGUACACCGGCGAUUGGCUUUACUUAACUGGAAGCGUGAUGCUUUGAAUAUGCAAUGUCUCCGUUUCUUUUUGACCUCAUGAGGUAAAAAGGUAGUUUAUGAAAGCGAUUUUCGAAAGAGAACCAACCCUUUUUUAAUCUGUCGGAUAUUGUUUGCUGAUUCCCACAUCAUGCUCCUGUCUCUCUCCGAUUUCUGGUCUAGAAAUCCCGAUUCCCUCUAUCUCAUCAAUCAGUUGUGAGAGAAUUUAGAGUUAGAAGCCUACAUCUCAGCCAAUGGCGUUAGAUAACGCAGACUAUCAUUCAAAACCUUACGUAUAUGAUCGCUCAUGGAAACCCAGUUACCUCGUGCUUGCCAUGUUUGAUGGGGUUCUCCUCGAUGAUGAAUGAACUGAAUUGUGUAUACUUUACUUUGAGAAUAAUAUGCUCUGAUUGACUGAGGCUUCCGUGGUGAUUGCGGUCUCCGAGUGUGAUGGACGCUCUGUGACCCUGUCAUUGGUGGUGGCAUCACAGUCCACUGUCACUCUGCAUUGCUCAAUAAUGAAUUUUCCAAAAUUGUUAUCAGGUACACUCAGUUAAUGUAUACUACCUCUUGUCCAAUGAAACAGUCGAUGACAUCAUGUGGUAA
This is a messenger RNA of Spirodela intermedia, 18924 nucleotides long. The record is from the annotation of a GenBank genome assembly. Lineage: Eukaryota; Viridiplantae; Streptophyta; Magnoliopsida; Alismatales; Araceae.